CAAACAGGUAAUGAGGAAGCAGACAAAACAAUUCCCAAUAAAUAACUCCCCCACCACCAUGAAUUGCAGUCUAAGCCAACAUUUCAGCAAAUAAACGGCAUCCCCCGUCUCUGUCUCUUUCUCUCUCUCUACAAAUUAAAAAAAAAAAAAAAACACUCUCUCUCCCUCAUUAAAACUAAAACCCGUCUGCAAACUUCACCCAUCAAUGGCGUAAAGCAAUAUCUAUAUUAUUGGGUACCAAAAUAGCGUUAUAAAAACUAAAUAUUUUGCAUCAAUUCUUGAAGAACAUCUAUUGCAGAGUCUACUAGAGAGAGAGAGUGCAGAUAGGAGUAUAUAUUUAUACACUCGUAUAUGUGUAUGAAGAAGAUUGAUAAUAGCAAAUCUGGGAAAGGCAGGAGAGUUGUUGUUCGAUGGAAUCUUCGAUUGUCUCCAUGAAAUCAGGGCCGCUUUGGCCUUCGCUAGGAUGAGCGAAUCUGCUUACCGUGUUGAAACGACGUCGCGCCUUGCCCAAUGGAGGAUCGAAAACCUGGCCACCUGUACUUACCGAAAAUCCGAUCCUUUCAAGAUGGGAAAGUGGAAUUGGCAUUUAUCUUUGGAGAAGAAUCGGACGUUGAUUAUUAAACUAUACCCAGAGAUAUCUAAUUUAACGAGAGAGAACCCUCCGAUUGCAUCUUUUGUUAUUCGAUUACUCUGUUCUUCUGGAGGUCGCAAGGCUUUAAUCCACCCAGAAAUUGCUGACAAGCAACUCAAGAGUAACGAAGAUUUUGUUUGGGCUGUUGAGGUUCCUGUAACUGGGAAAUUCAUCAUCGAAGUUGAAUUUAUUGAUUUGAAGAUUGCAUCUCCUGAGGGUGAGGAACCUUAUUCUAUCUGGGCUGAAGAAUUUCCACAAAAACAAUCGAAUGCAAGAGCCCUUACGUCGCUUGGUAGAAUGUUAUCAGAAGGUAUUCACACCGACAUUGUAAUCAAUGCUUCUAAUGGAAGCAUUGGAGCCCAUCGUGCAGUUCUUGCCACGCGGUCACCUGUCUUCCGGAGCAUGUUCUCGCAUAACCUCAAAGAGAAUGAACUAUCCACCAUUGAAAUCUCCGACUUGUCUAUCGAAGCUUGCCAGGCUUUUCUUAGUUACAUUUAUGGGAACAUACAACACAAAGAAUUUCUGGCUCAAAGGCUGGCACUUCUUCGAGCAGCUGAUAAGUACGACAUUCUAGACCUGAAAGUGGCAUGCCAUGAGAGUCUUCUUGAGGACAUUGAUACUAAGAAUGUGCUUGAGAGGCUUCAAUAUGCUUCUCUAUAUCAAUUGCCUAGACUGAAGACCUGUUGCAUGCAGUAUCUUGUGAAGUUCGGUAAGAUAUUCGACAUUCGAGAUGAUUUCGAUUCUUUCCUUCAAUUUGCAGACAGGGAGCUUAUUGCUGAAAUCUUCAAUGAAGUUCUUGCAUCCUGGAAAGGCUUCUGAAACUCUUCCUAUGUGUCUGUAGUUGUUGGUUAUGUCCAUGAAAUGGAAUUGUUUGAAGAAUUGUGUGGUGCAAAAAUUGUUGCCAAGAAUAUUUAUAUUCUUUUGGUUCAAAUUCGAUUUGUUCUGUGUAAAAUGUACAUAAUAUUAGUUUCAAUGAAACAGAUCUUACUACCCUGUUUAUAUAGGUGUACAUGGUCAUGAAUGUGUCAUAAUUCAAUUAUCACUGAUGUAUAAUGUCAAAAAUAUAUAUUGUUAUUUAAGCAAA
Molecule: messenger RNA, 1715 nt
Organism: Cornus florida
Lineage: Eukaryota; Viridiplantae; Streptophyta; Magnoliopsida; Cornales; Cornaceae
Product: BTB/POZ domain-containing protein At1g55760
Exons: 4
Coding region: 464-1450 (328 amino acids)
Molecular function (GO): protein binding
Source: RefSeq, a predicted model, not a curated record